AUGCCCGACAUCCAGAGAUAUGACGGCACCACGGACCCACACGAGCACGUGACCUCAUAUACUUGCGCCAUAAAAGGCAAUGAUAUGGAAGAAGACGAAAUUGAGUCGGUAUUGCUAAAAAAAUUUGGGGAAACUCUGUCAAAAGGGGCAUUGACAUGGUACGACCAUCUACCCGAACAUUCGAUCACUUCAUUCGAAAUGCUAGCUGACGCCUUCGUAAAGGCGCAUGCCGGUGCCAUCAAGGUACAGGCCCGUAAGGCCGACAUCUUCCGGAUUACGCAAAGGGACGAUGAGUUGCUGAGGGAGUUCGUCACCCGGUUCCAAAGGGAACGGAUGGAAUUACCCCCGGUGCCGGAGGAAUGGGCAGCACAGGCUUUCACAAAAGGGCUCAAUAUGCUAAGCUCGGUAGCCUCGGCCAAGUUGAAGGAAAGCUUGCUAGAAUACGAGGCCAUAACAUGGGCCGAUGUCCACAAUCGGUAUGAGUCGAAGAUUCGGGUGGAGGAUGACCAGCUCGAGCUCUCCCCGGUAAGGUCAAAGAUGAGCAGAAGCACCGAGAAAUCGAGAAAGGGUUACGAAGCGAAGUUCGAAUCGACUAAAGAAAGGUUUCGGCCAUACUCGCACCCGGAGCGAUCAAAUUUCAGGGCAGAAAAACCAAGGCAGGGCCCGAGCCACCUCUCCGGUCGAGAUAGCAAAAUAGACACGCGCCCCCUAAACAGCCGGGGGCUCUCGUUCAGAAGCGAUACCGGGAGUUCGGCCGGCAACAAAGGUCCUCCGAGGAUAUCGGAGUACAACUUCAACGUUAGUACCUCGGAUCUUGUCUCGGCCAUCGGUCGAGUUUCGGAUGUGCGGUGGCCGAAGCCGCUGAGGACAGAUCCCGGGCAGCGGGAUCCGAGCACGGUUUGCGAAUACCACGGAACCCACGGUCACAGAACUGAGGAUUGCCGCCAGUUGAGGGAAGAGGUAGCCCGGUUGUUAAAAAAUGGUCACCUCCGAGAUCUAUUGAGCGAACGAGCCAGAAGCCAUUAUAAGGAAAGAGAAGUUCAUCAAAGGAACGAACCAGUCGAACACCAGCAUGUGAUCAACAUGAUAGUUGGGGGGAUUGACGUCCCUAGAUGUCCGGUAAUGAAACGGACUAAGAUUUCCAUCGUUCGGGAAAAACGUACCCGGGAUCAUUUAUCCGGAGCUUCCAUCUCCUUCGACGACGCGGACGAAGAAGGCGUCAUUCAACCACACAAUGACGCAUUGGUAAUUUCUGUACUUAUCUUUAAAACUAUGGUUAAACGUAUCUUAAUUGAUCCAGGUAGCUCAGCCAACAUAAUUCGAUGGAGAGUGGUCGAACAGUUAGGACUGCUCGAUCGAAUCGUACCGGCGACCGGGUACUCAGCGGGUUCAACAUGGCGAGCGAAACCACAAAAGGAGAGAUCUCAUUACCCGUGA
Molecule: messenger RNA, 1437 nt
Organism: Lycium ferocissimum
Lineage: Eukaryota; Viridiplantae; Streptophyta; Magnoliopsida; Solanales; Solanaceae
Exons: 1
Coding region: 1-1437 (478 amino acids)
Source: RefSeq, a predicted model, not a curated record